GGUGGCGCGGAGGCAGCAUGGAGGGCGCGGUGUCGGACGUGGCCGUGUGUAACCUGGCGUUCGCGGGGCGCCUCGAGGAGCUGCGGGCGCUGCUGCUCCGCGACCGGGCCCAGGCCACGCGAGCCGACCAGGAUCACCGCACCGCGCUGCACUGGGCCUGCUCGGCGGGACACACGGACGUCGCGGAGCUCCUGCUCGGGCUCGGCGUGCCUGUCAACGACAAGGACGAUGCUGGUUGGACUCCCCUACACAUUGCUGCUUCAGCAGGCCGUGAUGAAAUUGUGAAAGCCCUCAUUGCUAAGGGUGCUCAUGUAAAUGCUGUCAAUCAGAAUGGCUGCACGCCCCUGCAUUAUGCAGCCUCCAAAAAUAAGCAGGAGAUUGCAAUCAUGCUUUUGGAGAAUGGAGCAGAUCCAGAUGCAACAGAUCAUUUUGAAUCCACCCCGUUACACAGAGCAGCAGCCAAAGGAAACCUAAAAAUGGUACAGAUCCUUGUGCAGCACAAUGCAACUUUGGAUAUACGGGACUCUGAAGGGAAUACUCCUCUUCAUUUAGCCUGCGAUGAAGAGAGAGUGGAGGAGGCAAAGCUGCUCGUGUCUCAUGGUGCAAGUAUUCACAUUGAGAAUAAAGAAGAUCUGACCCCUCUGAAAGUGGCAAAGGGAGGCCUGGGAGCCAUCCUUAAAAGAAUGGUGGAAGGCUAGAGGGGGCUUCACUUGAGUCUGUCUCCUGUUGCACUUCUGCUUAGGAUUGCAAACUUCAUAUUUUGAUAGUUCAUCUGGGAUGUCAUGUGUGGUAUCAGCAUGGUAAUGAAAUGUUUUUAUUGAAGCUGUCCUUCAAGUGCAGUGCCAAAACUCUUUGUACUUCCUGUUAAUUAAAUUGUUCACUGACUUUAAAGUAUUUUUCAAUAUCUUGCAGUUUUCUUUCAGUUUACAGUGUGAUGUGUAUAAAUGUGGUAUUCCUUCUACUUCAGAUCCCAAUUUAGAAUUAUUUCUUUCAAGAAACAGGACCAAAAAUGUUUUAACCAUUUAAAGCCAAUUUUUGUUUUCUUCUAGAAUCUUUGGUUUUUUCUCUUAGCCUUUGUGAUUUCUGUGGGGGGUUUUGUCUGUGUUUUGUGGGUACUGAUUGUCUUGCUCCAGAUGAUUCUAGGCUACACUGUAUUUCUCUUUGUAGAAUGCAGUUUGCUUAGUUACUUAGAUAAUUGUAUCCAUUUUUGCUACUCUUGGUGUAUUAAGUGAAAUCUGAGAGUGUUUAAAGCUUUUCUGUUGUUACUGGCUGUUAACCUGUUUUUCUCUGAGUCUUUAAAUACAUGUAUUUGAUGAAGUGCACUGGACUGCUUGCAGAAUGCAGGCACAGUUUCAGAGUUACCUCUGCAAAUACACUGUUUUAUAAUGGAUGGCUCUGGAUACUCCUCUGGGAUGUACUUCAACUUUAAUAUUUUUUCUUCUUGUUCCUUUUGAAGGUUUCUUUUUCUGUUCUCUUUGACUCCCAUAUGCAGCACUGACACUUGCAGUUUACCAUCUUAUUUUAUAACAGAAGCCUGGUUUAACUUUUAUUUACUCAUAGCAAAUCCUGAUAUUAAGUUAUUACAAGGCAGAGCUAAGAAGGUAGAACAUGAAAAGUGACCUCCUGUCCUGUUGUUGUUAAGAUAAUUUUGACACCAGUGGUUAGAUUUCCACUUGAACAAAGAAUGAAAUUCUGUGAAAUAAAGAACUUUCCUAAACAACAGUCUUUGGUAUUAUAAAACUUUAUUAAACUGACAUGUAAGAAAACCA
This is a messenger RNA of Camarhynchus parvulus, 1769 nucleotides long. RefSeq names its product proteasome 26S subunit, non-ATPase 10 (gene PSMD10). The coding region runs from base 18 to 698 and encodes 226 amino acids. NCBI's taxonomy places the organism in Eukaryota, Metazoa, Chordata, Aves, Passeriformes, Thraupidae. Gene Ontology annotation, molecular function: protein binding. The record is from RefSeq and is a predicted model, not a curated record. The transcript is spliced from 5 exons.